Acanthochromis polyacanthus (spiny chromis) is the source of this 7426-nucleotide messenger RNA. It is a transcript of the gene sgip1b, whose product is annotated as SH3GL interacting endocytic adaptor 1b. The coding region runs from base 450 to 3053 and encodes 867 amino acids. Gene Ontology annotation, biological process: cytoskeleton organization; regulation of endocytosis; plasma membrane tubulation. Gene Ontology annotation, molecular function: phospholipid binding. Gene Ontology annotation, cellular component: endosome; plasma membrane; cytoplasm. The transcript is spliced from 23 exons. Lineage: Eukaryota; Metazoa; Chordata; Actinopteri; Pomacentridae. The record is from RefSeq and is a predicted model, not a curated record.
UCCUCCACUCUCUCUCUCUCGCACUCUUUCUCUGCCUCUCUCUGCCUCCCUAUCUCUCUGUAGCGCUCUGCUUUCAUUUUUUUCUCUCUCGCCUCUUCCUUUCCUCAGCAUCCCCCCUCUCAGAGAUGGCGUGUGUCGAUGCUGCUCGGGCGUCCGGGGCCUAACAGGAGAGGAGCCCCUUCCCCCAGAUCUGCAGCCCCGUUCCUCGGGGUGUCUCCUCCCGCUGCUGUCUUUCAGCUCUCCGGCACCACCACCGCCUCCCCUCCUCCCCUGUGCGGGUGUCUGGGAUACAGGCCCUCGGGGGUGGAGGAAAUCAACAUCGUGCUUCUUCGCUGGGGGAGCCGUGCAGAAUUAGCUAUGCCCUGCCCAGGCAUCUUCUGACCGGUUGGAUUUCUCCGUUUCUGUCCGCCUGCACACCAGAGGGCAACGUAGGAUGAAAAUCUGCAACCAUGAUGCAAGGACUGAAAAACCGAACCAGGAAAGCCCUGGGCUUACGAAGAAAAGACAAGGACACAGAGACAGCGAGCUCACCUGACAAAGAAGGAACUGGAAGUGGAAAGAAGGGAAGUAAAAAGGCCAACGGGGCUCCCAAUGGGUUCUACGGAGAGAUUGACUGGGACAGAUAUGCCUCUCCUGAUGUGGAUGAGGAGGGCUUCAGCCUCCGGCCCGGUGAUGAGGGCGAUGCAGCUUCCAAAGAAAAGCACUUUUUCUCCUCCAGCGACUCGGAGGACGACGAGGACAGCAAGAAAAAGUUCAAAAUUAAGAUCAAGCCGCUGGUGUCGGACAGUGCCAAGUGUGCCACUCCAUCUAUGGACGAGCUGAAAGCCUCGGUGGGAGGCCUCGCGCUCUCUCCAUCUCUGAAGAGAAGUCCGAGACGCAGUCCGGGGCAGAUAAAAAGGAACUUGUCCUGUGAGGAGAUCGCAAGACCCCGACGCUCCACCCCGACACCCAGCCCUGCCCCUGAGACGCCUAGUGACAGACUGUCGCAGAACGUUCCUGCCUUCUUCGGGCUGCCUUCAGAGAGCAAAUAUGCCAGAUAUGACGUGGUUCCUGCUGACAUGUGGGGCGACUCCAGACCACGAUCAGAAUCACAGCUGAGUAGAAGUUUCCCAACAGGAGCUCCUCCUCCGCUUCCUCCAAAAAACAUUCCAUCAAGAAGUCAUUAUGGCUAUCCUUCAGACGCUGCUGCUGAUCUACCCAAUGGAAGGGCAACUCGUAGGUCUGCCCCCAUCUACCUGAACGUCCUCUCCCCCGCUUCCUACCGAGGCUCCCCGGCCCCCGACCUGGACGACGUCUUCGGCCCCAGCGAGGACAUCGUGUCUCCCAGAUGGGUCACCUUCACCGACGACCGGCCUCCUCCGCCCGACGAGCCUGCUCCCCCUCCACCACCAGACUCUCCCCCUCCAGACACCCCCUCAUCCACCCCCUCCACCCCCUGCCUCUCUCCUGGCCCGCCACCAAACGAACCCCCGCCGUCACCCCCUCCAUUCUCCCCUGGGUCUCCUCCUCCCUUCACGCCGCCAGACUCACCUCCCUCUAUCGUGCUCGGACCUCCCCCUCCAGAUGAACCGGCUCCCCCCUUACCCCCCGACUUCUCCCCCUCCAGUUCGCCUCCUUUAUGCCUCGAUGAGGAGGCGAUCGAUGAGGAGGUGCUGCAGUUUGCGGAGUACUGUUCCUCCCCUGCGCCCAUCAGCCCAGUGCCUCCUCUCCCAGCAGAGCGGAGGUCGCCUCGGGGGGGAGUCACGUCUCCUCUGGUCCUGGGGGGAAAGAGGACUCCGGAGGGUUCGUACCUGAGAGAUGAUAUACCGGACUUCAUGGGCUCUCCCAGGGAGCUGACGCCGAGCUUCAGGGGGACGCCGCCUCCUCUUCCUCCCACCACCUACAGGUCUAUCAUGUCUUCCCCGGGGCCCUACUCAGGCAGCAGCCCCUCAUCUCCGGCUCGUCCUGCCACACCUCAGUCUCGAGGCAGCCCGGUUCCUCCACCUCCUCCUCCUCGUCCGUCCUCGCGACCAAAGCUGCCCCCGGGGAAACCAAUCACAGACCUGACUCGGCCGUUCAGUCCACCGGUUUCAGGCAGCCCGCCGCCUUUCGCCCCUCUGGCCCGGGCUGAGAGCUCUUCCUCCAUCUCCUCCAUUACCUCGCAGAGUGCAGCGUCCACUCCCACCUUAGGAAGGGACCUCAACAUGUCCACCACAGGAUGCUCCAGAGGACCCAGUCCACUCACGAUGGGGCCACAGGACACUCUGCCAGUGGCAGCUGCCUUCACAGAAACCAUCAAUGCCUACUUUAAAGGCGCUGACCCCAGCAAAUGUGUUGUGAAGAUCACAGGGGAGAUGGUGUUGUCCUUCCCUGCAGGCAUCACUCGGCACUUUGCCAGUCACCCGACUCAACCCAUCCUCACCUUUAGCAUCAGCAACUACAGCCGACUGGAGCAGGUCCUCCCCAAUCCACAGCUGCUCUGCUGUGAUUCCACAGCAGAGAGUGUCGACACCAAGGAGUUCUGGGUAAAUAUGCCAAACCUGAUGAGCCAUCUGAAGAAAGUGGCUGAACAGAAGCCUCAGGCGACGUACUACAACGUGGAUAUGAUCAAAUAUCAGGUGUCAGCAGACGGGAUCCAGUCCACUCCUCUGAACCUGGCAGUGAGCUGGCGAGGUGAUGCUACCAACACAGACCUUAGAAUAGACUACAAAUACAACACGGAGGCCAUGGCCGCCCCUGUGCCGCUUCACAACAUCCACUUCCUGGUUCCUGUUGAUGGAGGCAUCGCCAAACUGCAGGCCAUGAUCCCGCCUGCCACCUGGAAUCCAGAGCAACAGACGAUACAGUGGAAACUAUCAAGCCUGUCUCACAGGUCUGAAAAUGGAGGAGUCGGGGCUCUCCUGGGCCGGUUCCAGAUGAUCGAAGGUCCCUGUAAACCCUCCCAGCUGGCGGUCCAGUUCACCAGCGAGGGAAGCACUCUGUCGGGCUGCGACAUCCAGCUGGUCGGGACUGGAUACCGGCUAUCGCUGGUCAAGAAGCGAUUUGCUGCAGGGAAAUAUUUGGCAGAUAAUUAGUGGACCUGUUUGUGAACAGAACCAAGAGAAUCAAUGGCUUUUGACUGUGAAGAAUAUGGAUCCAUCCCAUGUUUAGUGCAUUUGAAAAUGUAUCUUUAGCAACCGUUACACUUGAUGAGAUUUAAUAGAACAGCAGGUCACAACACACAGACGAGAUAAUGUUUGACUUUUUAACACCAUCUUCAGUAGACUGACUGUUGCUGAGUUUAUGCAAGUAAAUAUGAAUCAUUAGUUUUGUGCACUUGGAACACUUGCGAGCUUAAAACAUAGGAAAACCCUGGUUCUUUGUUCUUGUUGAAAAUUACUGUGGAUUUCAUGCAGUGAUCCAGCCUUAUUCAUUUCAGUUUCUUUCGUCUGACUGGUUGUCACUGCAGAUGCACUGUCAAAGAUCAUGUGAAUGGAGGAUUUAACAGAGAAACAAUCCUAAACGAGGUGGGAAAGAGUAGGAAAUGGAGGAAAACGUGUAGUAUAGGUUUGCUCUGAAGUUUUAUUCCUCUGAAUUAUUGGCUACAUGGUGACAUCUGAUUUACACUGCCACCUCAGAUCAGAUUUUCCUUUCCACCAUAUGUAGUAGUUUGAGCAGAAAUGAGAUCCUCUUUACACUUGGUUUUAAAAUAUGUCCCGCGCACUCAGAUUACAAGUGGACAGCACUGAAUAAAAUAUGAACAACUCCCAAGAUGCAUUGUGAUUCGAUGAAUUAAACUACGUAUCAAAGCUGUCUGGAACGCAUUUAAUCCAGAUCUGUAAACACCAAUCCAACCUUUUGACUUUUAGUGGAGGCGACGGAGGCUGAUGUCUCGACUGUCCACCAAAGUGCAUUUUAAAACCAAGAGUAAACCGGGUCGUAUUCUUCUGUUUAGAGAGCCAUGGAAGUGUCACAUCCGACUCUAUCAGUUUAAAUCGACCUGCAGCGCUGGAUUAACAUCAGCACUUUGAGUCUUUAGGUGCUUUUUAUGUGAGAUUAUAUUUGUGCAUCAAUCCUGAGCUCUUGAUGGGACAUUUUGAUCAGAGGUCAUGAUCAUUUUCUGCGUGCACAUAAAUUGUAUUGUUCAGAUUGAUUAGAGCGAUGUCAUUUCAGCAAGCAAAAAUCUGUUAUAUGCUCAGUGAGUCUGUUUGCUUGCUUGGCAUUUACACAACUGCAGAUUUAUGCCUGUGUUACUAGGGUGUAUUGAUAGGCUGUUUUCUACCAUGGUGCUAAAAUCCUUUUAAAAAGUGAUAAAAUCUCACCCAAAAACAGAUAAAAAAGACUUUCAGAAAGGUUAAUGAAACCGAAACUUACCAAAGUGCUCAUGUGCAGCUGAGGUGUGUCUGCCAUUUUCUCAAUGUUUCCUACAUUGUGGUUUAAUAAUCUUUUGUUUAGGAAAAUACCUAGCUGAGUGAAAUAACGUGGCAGUUUUGAACUGGCAGCCAUGAUAAGAGCUUGUUGAACUCUGUAAAUCAGGGGUGUCAGACUCAUUUUAGUUCAGGUCCCAAACUGAUGUUAAGUGGGCCGGACCAGUAAAAUCACAACAUAACGACCUAUAAACAGCUCUAAAAUUUUCAUUUGUUUUAUUGCAAAAAAGUGCAUUCUGAAAAUAUUCCCAUUUAAUGAAUUAUCUUUUUAUUAAGCAUGAACAAACUGAAAUUUCUUCAGAAAAAUAAGUGAAUUUCAGCAACACUAUGCCUCAGUUCAUCAUUUACUCAUUACAGCUUACAGAUCAUCGAGUGUCUACAAAGGCACAAAACAUUCAGUCUCAGGUAUCUGGAAGUGAACGAUGUAGUGGUUUAAUUAUUGAUCAAAACGACCAAAAUCUGACAAAAAAGAAGACAGAAAGCAACAAAAACAAGACAAAAUAUUACAAAAACGAGACACAAAAUGGCAAAAGAACAAUGAGCAAUCUAGUAUUUUACUUUAUAAUCAAAACAAUUUGUCAUGGUCCAGAAAUUAUUAUAAAUGUAUAGUCUUACAAAUUUAAAGUUUGCAAUUAAUGUCUUCUCUGUAAUUUUACACUUUACAAAGUCGUCUCGUGGGCCGGAUCGGACCCUCUGGACACCCCUGCUGUAAAUGAUAAGAAAGGUGCUGCACUGCUCCCUUUUUUCUUUUUUGUGGCAUAGGGUUAGGGUUACACUGGUCCAUCCUUAAUGAAAGAGAAGCAUCCAUAGCGAUCUACCAUCGUAGCAUAAUGUUAAUGUGGGUAGAUUCUCUUCACUGCAGUUGUCCUGAAUGAAAUCUCUCGCAUCUUUUCUUGACCUUGUGACAUUUUUUUUUAUAGAAGUCGAGGAAAAUAUGUAGGACAUGACUUUUUUUUUUUAGACUGUCUGCUUACAAACUUAGAAACAGAUAAUCCUACUUUAGGUCUGAUUGAAGACAUCAACAGCCAAGCAGAAAUGACUUGACUGUCAUUGUGGCUUAUGUGGCUAAUAGCAAACACACAGAUAUAUUGUUGAGCACAAAAGUGAGUAAAUGAUUAAUUUCUCUACAAAAUGCUUCUAUGUGCAGCCAGCAUAUGUUCAUCUGAGCUCAGGAUCGAUGCAGAUCCGUAAUGUCAUAUUUUACCACAUGCAGCCUUUAACACUACCGACUGCAGUUUUCUGUUUAGGAGUCGUGUCAGUUUGACCUGCAUUACAUUUCCACUAUGGGCAAGUGCAAUGUUAAUAAAAAGAGGGGUGUCACAGAUAUCUGAAACCAUGUUGACAAUGCACAUUUAACAACUUCGUAAAUAAUCCAUCGCCGGGUCUUUCUGGUGGAUUAGCAGGUGGUGGUAGACACCUUAACGCCUGCUGUCAUCACUCAUAAAACAGAAAAAAGAAGAAGAAGGCGCAGCAACUAGCUAGUCAGCUGCCACAUCGUGCGACUACUACACAAAACAGAACUUUUUUUCAGAUUUUCUAUAGAUAUUGAGAUAAUCUAGUAAUCGUGGGCUCGUUCAACCGCGAUAAUAGCAUAGUGAAAAUCUGUAAUCAUGACAGCCCCGGUUGAGAUGCCUCAAAGUUCUCCCGUUACAGAACGUAAGUGGUGUUUGUGGUGGUGUUUUAUCGGUGAAGCUGCAUUCUAAUGAGGGGAUGUGAAUGAGAGAAGCUGCUACUUUUUCGCUGGAACAGUUUGGGUGAUUUAUUAAGUUGUUGUAUUUGAAAGGCCCUUAAGAUGCUUGACACAUACAGAGCCAGAUGUGAGAGUGCCAUAUGUUGAGGAAAAGGACCUUCCAGAGAGAUACAGAGGGACCUGGGCUGAAGAUUGUAGGAGUUGCCUUUGAUGCUGCUUUAAAACUCGGCCAAUUCCUUUGACCGUAAUCUUUGACGGAGGUCUUGAGGAGGAACAUUCGGGGGACAUCACAGAAUAACGAAAAAUAAGUGUCUAUCAAGAAGACAGCACUAUUUACGUCCCUGCUUUAUUUUCCACCAUGUUGAAUAAAUGUUUUAUCAUUUUCUAAUAGCAAUAUUUAAGUGUAAAAAGUGUACAUAAAAAGCUAUGUUUCAAAUACUUCUCUGGGCAUAUGGAUGUGUCUGUGAUUGUCCUUUGGUUUAUUGAUGUCAGCACCCAUAAUGCAUUUGGUUCUACGUAGCGACACACAUGUCAACACUCACGUCAUCUAGUGUUUUUACAUGCGGGUUUCUUGUACAAAAAAAAAUAACAGAAAAAAAAGAAGUGUUACUGUUGAUGAAUAACUCCAAAACGGUGCCGCAUGAAAUCUGCAUUUUUUUCCCCAUCACCAGUCUUAUCAAUGCAAUACCAAUCUGUCCAUUUCAACACGGUCAUGAUGCGUGUGUUCUUGUAUAAUUGUGCUACGAGAGGAGACUUUCUUGCCUUCACUUAAGCCUCCGCUCUCUGUUUUCGCUGUUGAUGCACCUUCAGAAACUCAUUGUCAAUAAAUCUGGCAUGUGUCCAUUGAUAUACCCAUUCCAUGCAUCUGUUAUAGGUGUUUGACAUCCUCCUGUGUUUGACUCGCACACAAAACGCACUCCUCUUCAUGACACGGUUCAUUGCCCCAUGCCACAUGUUCAUCAGUGUUUGGACAUCACGUUUUACAGAAUGUUUUAAUGUGUUGAUUCACAGUUCGGGCCCGGGUGUAACACUUCCUUUAGUUCCUCUUAGGAAAAGAAAAACUGUUUCUUUCUGUUCAAUAAGAAGAGGUCGCUUUUUUUCUCUGUUACAAUGCUUUUAAUUUUCUUUGCCUUAUUUUGAACAUACACUAUAUAUUCCGAUAUCGGAGGUUUUCUGUAAGUUUAUUUUUUCUACAACUCUUUGGCUGUAUUCUUUCACUGCGUUAGAAUCAGAAUAUGCAAACAUUUCAUGUAAAUUUCCCAUCCAAAGAUUUUGAAAGUAAAUAUAUUAAAAAAAAAUCAAUAUAAUGUAAUACCUGUUUUACUUGGUAAUAAAGAAGAGGAAAUAUGAA